AUGACUACUGCUGAAAAACUUCUAGGAAAAAUCCCCGAAGGACAUGUUCUCAGAAUUCAAACCACACCACCUUCUAAAAAAACAGGAAUUAACAAAACCUUUAGUUUUAAUGCAACAGCAACCACACAAGAGCAAGAGUUUCAAACAAACAACUGGGACACCGUCUUUGCUGUGCACAUAGCUGAUGUGAACAAGGCAAUCGUAAAUGGAAUGACAAAACAUCCCGAGAAAUACCCACAAGCUUGGAAUUCCACAAUAAAAGGUUCGAUCUUCAGUCCUUCCUACAGUGGAAGUGGAACCUUUGGAGCCUGGCAAGUAACGUUGGGUGGUUCUAGCACCAUUUUGAAGAUGAAGGUUCCUGUUAAAAAUUGUACUAUUAUCGCCAGUUCCACAACUAUCCCGGUGGAAAGUGCAACAGCCUAUAUCGAAGUGCACCUCAAAUUUCUUCCACACGACGAUAAUGAGAAUCAUAAUAUACUCGUUGUAAAAACCACCACCACUUCAUCCACCGAUCCUGUUGUUGUGGUUCUAUCAAUAGUACAAGAUAAUGUAGAUCCCCAAAAUAAUGACAUUAACAAUGCGUUAAAAAACCUUUUACAAAACUGGUUCAAUGAUAACUUGAUUCAGUUCAGCCAUGUUUUUGCUACCGUAGACCUCAACAUUACAGCCGCUGCUGGUGAUGGCUUCCAAUGGCUCCAUCCAACUACCACUAGCUAUGCAUAUAUUGAUGGAGCAACUGAGGACGAUUCUGUUCUUGCAAUUCUUUCUAUGGUAAAUGGCAAUUCCUCUAGCGAUGCAGUGCAAUCAGUUGAAGCUGGCGCUAUUCCUAAAGGUUCUCGAGCCUGUCUAAGUAUUUCCAAGAAAUUGUUUAUUACGCAAAUGAUCAUGCCCAACUUGAAAAACGUAUUUAUAAAGUCGCCGGCAGAUAAUUUUAUAACCACUCACAAUGGAAUGGAGGUUGAAAUCAAAGACUCUAUCGCACUUAAUUCAAUUUUUCAUGCUGGGUUAUAUUACUAUCCAACGAUGACAAAAUAUACAAUGACUAUAAACGUUGACACUAUCGAAAUGUAUAUGUUCAUUCACAUCCCAAUCUCUCCAGGUAUUGAUGCCUAUGCUGAAACAACUAGCUAUUAUCGCAUAAAAUUAGUUACAGCUGAGGAUGGUACCCAAAAGAUGACAUAUGAGAUGGCUAAAGAUCCAGUAACACAUACUUGGCAUGAAGUGGCUGUUUGGGUGGAUAUUGUUGAAGGUCUCGCCGACGUGAUUCUGGCCGUGGUUGCUAUUGGAAUUGCUAAUGCUAUAUCUGCAACAAAAAGUGUCGUUAUUCGUUUAGUCAUUUCUGCUAUUGUUGGAGGACUUGCUGCUGCAGUUGCUGCGGUAUUGGAGAAAAUUCCCGAAUGGAUAGCCGAAGAGAUUCCCAAGGAACUACCAUCACUUGAUGGACUUAUAACUAAUGCAUUCAAAUCUAUAAAUUGGACUGAUUCUGGUGAUUUUGAACUUACAGCAAUAGGUUUUAAUGGGUCGUUCCAAAUGAGUGGUGAUCCACACUUUGGCGAAAAAUAG
Molecule: messenger RNA, 1563 nt
Organism: Entrophospora sp. SA101
Lineage: Eukaryota; Fungi; Glomeromycota; Glomeromycetes; Entrophosporales; Entrophosporaceae
Source: the annotation of a GenBank genome assembly